Molecule: messenger RNA, 1883 nt
Organism: Oncorhynchus mykiss (rainbow trout)
Lineage: Eukaryota; Metazoa; Chordata; Actinopteri; Salmoniformes; Salmonidae
Source: RefSeq, a predicted model, not a curated record
CAGAGACGCUAAGCCUUGUGGGAUAUUACUGAAUGUGAACUCAGCAACCGUAAUUCCAGAACAGUCCCACUGUUGUAAUAGUGUGAUGUGUAUCUUCUGACAGACUCUAUGCUGAGUAAAGUCAUGUUUUUAUCCUAAAACGUUUUUCUACCAGAACCAAAGUGUGGAUGCAGUCACUAUUUAGAGCAGUCUAAUCUCAUUAACCCAGAACUAUAAUCUCAUUAACCCAGAACUAUAAUCUCAUUAACCCAGAACUAUAAUCUCAUUAACCCAGAACUAUAAUCUCAUUAACCCAGAACUAUAAUCUCAUUAACCCAGAACUAUAAUGUCAUUAACCCAGAACUAUAAUCUCAUUAACCCAGAACUAUAAUCUGUGUGAUUAAAUUCUGGGUCCAUACGUGUUAGAAACUACAGUAGGUGAGUCACAUGUUAUUUGUUACAUCAGUUUCCAUGGAAACAUACAGAGGAGUUUAUGCAAAUCAACCCUUUCUGUCUUGACACAUGAAGGAGGAGUCUCUGAAAACCUAUUUAAAGCAGUCUGUCCUGACUCAGCUCAACAGUCUCCAGUCUACCAACUGGUCUCUGUAACUUCAUCUUUGUCUCUGUGGUGUACAGUCUUCAGGUGAUGAUGGGGGUAUUGAAUCAUCUCUCUACUCUCCUCCUCCUCUCUCUCCUUCCUCCUGCUCUCUCUCAUGUAGUGGAUAAGUUCAGUGAUGUUCCACAGUGCAAGACGUUCUUCCUGAAGGAGACAACUCCAAAUCUCCCAGGUAUUUUGGUUGGUGGGACAGUCCAGGACCAGAACCGCUACAAGCCGAUUUGCCAGAAGUACAAGAACAACUACAGGUUUGCAACUCUCUACGACACGACCAACAAGAUCCCUGUGUUCUCAGCCUACACCUUCUCUGGUCCUCCUACAGACCCCAGACCAAAAUAUCAACCCUGGAUGAUCGAGCCCCAGCUUGAAGAUGUAGAAGAUGUAGAAGAGAUGAAAACCCAACGUGAGGUGCUUAAUAAUAACAAAAGAGCCAACCAUCAGGCUGUGGACGCAGACUACGAUGCAACAAUAAGUAGCAUGGAUCUGGACAGAGGUCACCUGUUCCCAUGUAACGCCGCACCUGAUGAUGCUACCAUGAGGUCCACUUUCACCCUGACAAACGCCGUUCCCCAGGAAAGAGGCUUUAACCGAGGCAGAUGGUGUAAAAUGGAGGGCAGAGUCAGAGAAGCUCUUGUGAAUAACUGUAAGAAUAACAACAACAAGAUAGAAGCCUAUGUGGUGACUGGAGCAGUGCCCAGCAACAACAACAACAACAAACUGAACCAACGAUUGAACAUCCCAGAUCUCAUGUGGACAGCCUUCUGCUGUUACAACAAGGACAAAAAGUGGACGGUCGGAGCAUACUGGGGGGAGAACAAAAACGACAAUGGGAAAAUAUUGAACCUGGAAACCUUGGGAGAACUCGAAGCCAAGUUGAAGCAAAGCUACAAUGGUGGUGAUGUCAAGGUGUUUCACGAUAACUGUCCAAGAAACGUUAAAGUACAACAGGUUAACACGACAGGGAAAAAGAGGACCAGGGAAGGGAUGGCGAUAGCAUCAGGGAAGGAUUGUGAUGCCGAGGAUGGAUGUGAUUGUGACUGUGAUGAAAAGUAAUGAGUUUUGUCCAGUGGUAAUUCCCACAACUAUUCAGUACACAUUCCCUACGUUACAAGGGUUAUAAUGGUUAAGUUAUAAGGGUUAUAAGGGUUAAGUUAUAAUGGCUAUAAGGGUUUAAUGGUUAUAAGGGUUAUAAGGGUUUCAUGGUUAUAAGGGUUAUAAGGGUUAAGUUACAAGGGUUAUAAUGGUUUAAUGGCUAUAAGGGUUAAAGUGGUUAUAGUGGUUAUAUUGG